AUGAAUUCUGACGCUCCAGAGACUGUAGUUACCGUCAAGGAAACCAUCUUGAGUGAAGAGCCUCAGCAGCAGCAGCAUCAUCAUGCUCCUCCUGAGAAACGGACCAAGCUUGUUUUUCUGUACAGCAGCGAUGAGGAGGAGGAUGAUAAUGAUAAGAAAGAUGGGGAAGAGUCGAAUGAGAAUAUAAAUGAGGGGUCAAAGAAAUCUGCGGUGGCUGUUGAGGAAGUCGUAACACUGAAUCCACCGGUCGAAGAGCUUCUUGAGAUGCAACAAGAAGCGGAAGAGGCAGCAGCACGGCAGAAACGAGUUGAAGAACAAAAUACAAAUGAGAUGAUUCCACCAAUGCCGUUAUUUGUGGAGGAUACAGCAGGUGUGGCUGUAAAAUUGCCAACCGUGCCACAGACUCGUGUGAAGGUGGUGGACGCACUGCCGCUCCGUGAAGGUGGGAUCAACACUAUUGGCAAACGAAGUGGUAUGCCGUUGCGGCGAUACAUAAGUGUGGAAGAGGCUGAGCGUCUCUUAAUUGCCCGAAAACGAUUCCGUGAAGAAGAAGAAGAAAAAGAUGAUGAUGAUAAUGAAGAAGAAAAUGGAGAAGAUUCUGUAGUCGUUGUUGCCAAUGGUUUUCCUUCUGGUGUUGACAGUAAUGUAUGUGUUCCACGACCAGUACUAGACGACGAUGGUCUCGUGCGAGCUGUGGAGGUUGGUGGUUAUCAGUUAACGGUUGAUGAAUCUUAUUUACAAAACUCUGAUGAGGAGAAGGAGGAUGUGGAGGAGGGUGAGGUAAUAGCUCUAGAUACUGUAAAUGAAAAUGACGAGGAUAAUAACUACAAACAUUUGGGCGAUGAAAACAAUGAUGAUCUUGAUAAUCUUGGUGAUCUUGAUGAUGAUGACGAGGAGGAGGAGGAAGAUGAAGAAGACGAAGAGCUUGACGCGGCGUUAGUAGUUGCAGUUGUAGAGCAGUUAGUCCGCUGUUGCGAGAGUGAAGAGCUGGACGAGGCUCUGCGUGAGGAUGGUGAUCGUUUCCUCGCAAGGGCACAACCCUUUCUUCAACAAUUGCACGCAGGCGAGAUGGAUCCACACGCUUUUGGAGAAGAGUUGAGGAGUGACAUCCUGCGUUUACAACGGGCAUUUAGGCGUGUGAGUCGUCCGACAGAUGCGCCUAUUGUGAUUGAUGGUGUAGUAAUGGACAUGUAA
This is a messenger RNA of Trypanosoma theileri, 1194 nucleotides long. RefSeq lists its product as uncharacterized. The transcript has a single exon. NCBI's taxonomy places the organism in Eukaryota, Euglenozoa, Kinetoplastea, Trypanosomatida, Trypanosomatidae. The record is from RefSeq and is a predicted model, not a curated record. The coding region runs from base 1 to 1194 and encodes 397 amino acids.